CCCAGAGGUGCUGGAACAGAGGCCAAGAAAAUAAGUGGAAAGCAACCCGAGGUCUGCAGUCUGCAAAAGGAGAAUGACCCUGGACUGGCACAGCUCCUUGAUCCUCACUGCCUACAUCCUCAUCUUCCUCACUGGGCUCCCUGCCAACCUGCUGGCCCUGCGGGCCUUCGUGGGCCGGGUCCGUCAGCCCCAGCCUGCCCCGGUGCACAUCCUCCUGCUCAGUCUGACGCUGGCUGACCUGCUCCUUCUGCUGCUGCUGCCCUUCAAGAUCGUGGAAGCAGCAUCUAACUUCCGCUGGUACCUACCUAAGAUCGUGUGCGCCCUCACCGGCUUCGGCUUCUACAGCAGCAUCUACUGCAGCACGUGGCUGCUGGCCGGCAUCAGCAUCGAGCGCUACCUGGGGGUGGCCUUCCCGGUGCAGUACAAGCUGUCCCGCCGGCCCCUGUACGGAGUGAUCGCUGCCCUGGUGGCCUGGAUCAUGUCCUUCGGCCACUGCACCAUCGUCAUCAUUGUUCAGUACUUGAACUCAACGGAGCAGGUGGUUACUGGAAACCAGAUAACUUGCUAUGAGAACUUCACCCAGGAGCAGCUGGACCUGGUGCUGCCGGUGCGGCUGGAACUAUGCCUGGUCCUGUUUUUCAUCCCGAUGGCGGUCACCAUCUUCUGCUACUGGCGCUUCGUGUGGAUCAUGCUCACUCAGCCCCACGUGGGAACACAGAGGCGACGCAGGGCGGUGGGCCUGGCUGUGGUGACGCUUCUCAAUUUCCUGGUGUGUUUUGGACCUUACAACUUGUCCCACCUGGUGGGGUUCUACUACCACCAGAGCCCCCCGUGGCGGGUGGAGGCUGUGGUAUUCAGCUCCCUCAAUGCCAGCCUGGACCCUGUACUAUUUUAUUUCUCAAGCUCCGUGGUGCGCAGAGCUUUUGGGAGAGGGUUGUUGUUGCUACGCAAUCCGGGCACCUCUGUGCUGGGAAGAGGAGCCAAAGAGACAGCAACAGCAGAGGGGACCAGUGUGGACAGGGGUGUGAGUCAAGCAGAGGCCAGACCGAGUUCGGACUUCGCCACCGAGUAGAGACUUCUUCCCUGGACCUUCUGGGGCCUCAGGGUCACCCAGAAGUUGGGCAGCCUAGGAGUGCAAAGUUCCCAGACAUAGAAAUCUUCAGAACCCAUGUGCACUAGGACUUGGUAAAACAGAAAAAAAAAGAAGAAGAAAAAAGAUGUCUCCCAGCUUGGCUAACCGGUUGGCCUGAGGGAAUAUUCCAUCCCGGGAGGAGGGGCAAGAAUAGCUCUAAGACACAGAAGAAAUGGCACCAUGGAUCUCAGAGGCAAGGUAGCCAAUACAAAUUCAGUCCUAAAAGAAAUCUUGCUACAAAUUUACAAACGCCUCCUAGAGACAGUGGUCUGGCUGGUGGUGCUGGAAACAGGCCAACAAAAAGGGAUGAGAAAGAAAUACUAAGUAAAAAGAAGUCUCAGAAAGGUUUUCUAAGCCAAGGGGUGAGCGUGGAGGAUGACAAGAGGCUUAGAUCUCUAAUCUUGCUUUCUUUGUAGGGUUUGACUCGUGCUCUGUUGAUUUUCACCUGUGGUCUCCCUGUUAA
Molecule: messenger RNA, 1595 nt
Organism: Nannospalax galili (Upper Galilee mountains blind mole rat)
Lineage: Eukaryota; Metazoa; Chordata; Mammalia; Rodentia; Spalacidae
Gene: Ffar2
Product: free fatty acid receptor 2
Exons: 2
Coding region: 74-1072 (332 amino acids)
Biological process (GO): cellular response to fatty acid; G protein-coupled receptor signaling pathway
Cellular component (GO): plasma membrane
Molecular function (GO): G protein-coupled receptor activity
Source: RefSeq, a predicted model, not a curated record